Messenger RNA from Ostreococcus tauri, 561 nucleotides. RefSeq names its product unnamed product. The record is from RefSeq and is a predicted model, not a curated record. The transcript has a single exon. Lineage: Eukaryota; Viridiplantae; Chlorophyta; Mamiellophyceae; Mamiellales; Bathycoccaceae. Bases 1 to 561 code for a protein of 186 amino acids.
AUGGCGAUCGCGAACGUGGUGCGUCGACGCGCGCGCGACGUCGUUCGCGGCGUCGGACGCGGGUCGACGGGUGCGGUGAUUUUACGCGCGCGCACGGGCGCGAUGAGGGGCGGAACGGCGUUGAAGGGGGUGGAGGAGGCGACGGUGAUGAUGAGGCCGACGGAACGACGGUUCGAGUCGCCGAUGUUUGGCGACGCGAGGCGAUGGAUGACGACGGGCGACGGGCGCGCGAGCGAGGACGGGGGGUCGGUGGACGCGUGCGAGGGGUCGAUGGAACUUCUCGCGGAGGAGAUGGAUUUGGAGCGGUGCGAUGGGGACGCGAACGCGAAUCCGGCGCACUUGGAGGUGGAGGCGGCGCGAUUGCGACGCGUCGCCGAGGAUCUCGAGAGCGACGCCGAGGCGCUCGACGCGCGAUCGUUUCGUCGAAUGCGACAACGGGCGCGGGAACUCGUCCGGCGGGCGCACGAGAGACGAGACCAAGCGGAUGAGUUGAUCGCGCGCGCGCGGUUACUCCGAGAAACGCCGAGAUUACGAACGAACACGACGAGCGAACGACGAUGA